Messenger RNA from Punica granatum (pomegranate), 1408 nucleotides. The record is from RefSeq and is a predicted model, not a curated record. Lineage: Eukaryota; Viridiplantae; Streptophyta; Magnoliopsida; Myrtales; Lythraceae.
UCGUGAAGUAUGAUUUCCCUUUUCUAAGUCGUUGCAUGCAAAAGCCCAAGCCGACAGAGAGACAGAGGGCAGACCACUUGCAGAGAAUCUCACCCAAGUGGCGGUCUCUGACUGGCUUGUGAAGCAUAAAAACUGCAGGAUAAGGUUGAACGACGGCGGCGCUUGAGUCCUCCACACCCUGCGGAGAAGAAGAAAAAGCAGAGGACGACCGGCAACGCCAUCGCAAUGUGCAUUGCCGUCUUCUUGUGGCGGUCUCACCCGCUCUAUCCCCUCCUCCUCCUCCACAACAGAGACGAAUAUUACAGCCGGCCAACGGAAGCUCUGGCAUGGUGGGGUAGUCCACGAGGACGAAUACUAGGAGGGAGAGAUGUGUCGGCUGGAGGGACUUGGCUUGCUUGUUCGAGGAGCGGCAGGAUGGCUUUUCUCACGAACGUUCGGGAGGUCGAAAUGAUCCCCCGAGCUAGGACCAGAGGAGACCUCCCCAUUCAGUUCUUGCAGAGCAAGAAGAGUCCGUUGGAGUUUGCGUUGGAGGCUGUGGAGGAGGCGCACCAGUACAAUGGUUAUAACCUGAUAGUGGCCGACUUUCCCUCUGAAUCCAUGGUUUACAUGACCAAUAGACCAAAAGGAGAUUCCAAUUACGUCUCCGAAGUCUCGCCGGGAAUUCAUGUCCUCUCAAAUGCAUGCCUAGACUCCCCUUGGCCUAAGGAGCAGAGAUUAAGGGAUGGAUUCGAAGAACUACUAGACGUGUAUGGAGAUGGCGAAUUUCCUGUAAAAGAGAUGGCCGACAGACUGAUGAAAAAUACAAUCAAGGACAAGGACCGGAGCUUACUACCCGGCGUGUAUCCUCCUCAACUGGAAUAUGAGCUGAGUUCUGUAUUCGUGGACACCGACUUCCCAUUGGUCCAACCCGAACCAUCAUCGAUUUUCUUGUUAGGGAUUCAAUCUGAAGGAAUGAACUUCAUAUUAUUUUCUUGCAAAAGGAUCCCGCCGGGACGAGGAGCACAUCUGCAUUGUCCGUGAAGUCGGAUCGGGAGGUGAGCUUUUAUGAGAGGCAUCUCGAGGAUGAAGAAUGGAAGGAAAAUACUGUCACUUUCUCUAUUGAAGAAGAGGAUCGGGAGGUGAUCUUUUUGUAAUGUUCCGUUCUGCAAUGCGCUCACCCAAUCACCGAGUCAUUCACUGAAUAUACGCGCAGCUAUUGAAGGCCUUAACAAUGACAAGCUUGGUGAUAUCCGUUACUACUUAGUAUGCCGGAAUUCUUUACGUAGAUGCCAUUGCCUAUAAAUGUAAGAGGAAUACGCGAAUUCCUCCAUCAAAUUCAAUCAACAGGUCGAACUGAUCAGUCAUGGCUGCUCUUAAGAAUUUUCGAUACGCUAUAUCCGAUAAUAGCUCCAAUCGACCAUUAACUCGA